AUGCUAACAGAACCCAAGUAUGAUCGUUUUUGGAACGACGCGCUGACGCCCUCCGAGAAGCCAGCCAUGAGCAGCAAGGUCACCGCGGCCACCCCGUCCCCGUCGCCCCCCGGCACCUCCCUGGCCCACCCUUGCCCUCCUCCGCUGGGCGAGGAGCAGGAGGCUGUGACCACUUUCUGCAUGUUGAUCCCUAAAAUGCCCCAAUGGAAAUUCUCCAGCCCCGCGGGCUUCCUCAGCCGCAGCCCUUCCAGCGCCAGCAAGGAGCUGUCGGCCUCGGCCAAAAUGGGGAGCCCGGGAGAAACCGGGACCAGUUCUGCAUCGCCCUCAUCCUCUUUGGGCCUGGCCGCCGUCCUCAGCGCCUGUGAGCCAGUCUGUGCCGCACCCUGCAGCUUGCAGGUGAUGAACAGGCUGAGAGGAGGGGCCAGGGGUGGGCGGAAGGCUUCCCAGGCCGAGGGGGCCAAGCUGGCCGGGGAAGAGUGGAGCCGGAAAGGCAGCUUCAUCAGCAAGCCCGUGCAGGGCUGGCUGCACCCCGACGAGAGAGUUUUGGGCCCCGGAGUCUCCUACAUGGUUCGGUACAUGGGAUGCAUUGAGAUCCUGCGCUCAAUGAGGUCUUUGGAUUUCAACACUCGGACACAAGUCACCAAGGAAGCCAUCAAUAGGCUCUAUGAGGCCGUUCCAGGGGUCAAGGGAACUUGGAAGAAGAAGGCUCCUAACAAGGCGCUCUUCUCCAUUCUUGGCAAGACCAACCUCCGCUUUGCUGGCAUCAGCAUCAUUGUGAAUAUUUCCAUUGACGGACUGAACCUCAUGAUCCCCACAACCCGCCAGAUCAUCGCGAAUCACCACAUGCAAUCCAUCUCCUUUGCUUCAGGGGGCGAUACGGACACAACUGACUACGUGGCAUACGUUGCAAAGGACCCCAUCAACCAAAGAGCAUGCCACAUCUUGGAAUGCUGUGAUGGGCUGGCCCAAAGCGUCAUCAACACCGUGGGGCAGGCUUUCGAGCUCCGCUUCAAGCAAUAUCUCCAUAGCCCCCCCAAGAGCGUGGCGCCGCAGGACAGAGCAAUGGGAACAGAAGAUACCACCUGGGGCGAGGAUGACGAGGCCUCUGAACACGACUACUACAACAGCAUCCCAGGAAAGGAGCCGCCUCUUGGGGGCCUGGUGGACUCCCGCCUCUGGCACGGCAUCUCCCUCUGCCAUGCAGCCACGCAGCUUUCGUGCAGCAGCCAUGCCGGCCAGGUUGGAAGUCCUGCCAGGAGAGACCACAGCAGUCACUCAAAUUUGCACUGGGACGCUGAUCCACAUGGCCAGAGCUGCGACGGUUACCUGCAGGCAGAUGGGAAGCUGCUGUGCUCCCGCGACUAUGAAGAGCACAUGUACGUGAACACCCAGAAUCUGGAGAACAGCGAGGCAGAUGCCGGGGGGCACCGAGGGCCUGAAGAGAGCCCCCCCAAAGACCUGUUUGAUAUGAGGCCUUUUGAAGAUGCUUUAAAGCUUCAUGAGUCCAUGUCAGCUUGCGGGGGGGAUAGCAGCCCCCUGAUCGAGGACCAGUGGCCCAGCCCCCCAACCCGGAAGGCCCCGAUCGCCCCCACAGAAGAUCAGCUGAAGCAGGAGCCCUGGUACCAUGGCAAGAUGAGCCGUCGGGAUGCGGAGAAGUUGCUGCAGAUGGAUGGGGACUUCCUCGUGAGGGACAGCAUUACCAACCCUGGCCAGUACGUCCUGACAGGCAUGCACAAUGGGCAACCCAAACAUUUGCUCCUGGUGGAUCCCGAAGGAGUGGUGAGAACCAAGGAUGCCUUAUUCGAAAGCAUCAGCCACCUCAUUAACUACCACCUACAAAACCAACAGCCAAUUGUGGCUGCCGAGAGUGAGCUGCACCUACGGCAGGUGGUGAAAUGGAAGCUGUGA
Messenger RNA from Gekko japonicus, 1908 nucleotides. It is a transcript of the gene SHC2, whose product is annotated as SHC (Src homology 2 domain containing) transforming protein 2. The record is from RefSeq and is a predicted model, not a curated record. Gene Ontology annotation, biological process: cell surface receptor protein tyrosine kinase signaling pathway; intracellular signal transduction. Bases 1 to 1908 code for a protein of 635 amino acids. NCBI's taxonomy places the organism in Eukaryota, Metazoa, Chordata, Lepidosauria, Squamata, Gekkonidae. The transcript has 12 exons. Gene Ontology annotation, cellular component: plasma membrane. Gene Ontology annotation, molecular function: receptor tyrosine kinase binding.